AUGCCUCCUUUAAAACUAUCAAGCGUCACCUUUGUUCUGUUUUUGAUUCCCUUCACUAUUGGCGCUGGGGAUACCGACUUGAUUGGAUGCAAUUCCGUUGGCUGUCCUACAAUCGAUGGCUACGACCGCUGUACAGUUGAGGAUGCCACCCAUAUUGGCGUGGGACUUUCCCGAAUCCAGAAUGCCCCCUCAGCGUUGGAAGGAUUUUCCCUCGUGAAGGGAGUCAAUGUUUCGAACAAGGCCAAUGAAGAUCCCGGUCUUCCGUUCAACUCGCUAUAUUACCUAUCUGUUCCAGAAACCGCAGACACUGGAAAGCUUCGCGGAUGUACUGUUGUCUUCAAUGACCCCCCUUUCAAAAAGUUCAAAUACCCCAUGAAGGAAGGAAAAAUUGCCGGCACUUCGGUUAUUGUCAAUAUGACGGAUAGUCGUGCUGCUGCUGGGAUGUGCUCGGAUGUCAUUGAACAGAGCUGCAUUGAUAAAAUUCUGCAAAACGCCAGCGACGUGGCAGAGGAGGGCAGUGGAAACACAUGCGAGAAACUUGAGCGGGAGAUGAAGAAGAAUUUUGACGGAUGCACUAGUUUUGGCGGCCCGGGAACAUCUCUCGGGAAUUUUACUGUCAAGUCCCUCGAUGCCCUCUCGACAGUGAAAAAUUCAUCAGACUGCUGGCCUACAAAGCAGAAAUCGGACCAGUUAUUGGAGAUUGCACGGGCUACGUCUUAUGGUAAUGAAACGGACACUUAUGAGGAAUAUACGAAUGAGGCAUAUAAGAUCACACCAGUGUUGACUCUAUUUGUUGGUGGAAACGGCAGCCUCAUUGACCAUACUUCUUCUCAGAUGACUUGCUUGAAGGUUAUUACUAUGCAGAAGUAUGACGUGGAGCCGGGGCACCCGGAGAACAGAGCGAUAACUUUGCGAGGCAGCUGGGUGAGCUUGGUGAUUGUGGGUCUGACAGCAAUCUUUAUGGCUCUAUGA
This is a messenger RNA of Trichophyton benhamiae CBS 112371, 972 nucleotides long. RefSeq lists its product as uncharacterized. The transcript is spliced from 2 exons. The coding region runs from base 1 to 972 and encodes 323 amino acids. Lineage: Eukaryota; Fungi; Ascomycota; Eurotiomycetes; Onygenales; Arthrodermataceae. The record is from RefSeq and is a predicted model, not a curated record.